AUGAUGAUACACGAUUUUACAAAAUCGCAACAUCAACAUCAACAUCAACAUCAACAUGAGCAUCAAUCACAAUCACAAUCUCAAUCAAAUACUGCAAGCAAUGUAGGUAAUAAUAAUAAUAAUAAUAAUAAUAAUGAUAAUGAUAAUAAUGAUGAUAAUAAUAAUAAUAUUUCAUCAACAAUUAAUACUGCAAGUUAUUUAAUGAAUGAUUAUAAUGCAUCUACUACUACUUCUCCACCUCCUCCAAGUUUUAUUCCAAGUUUUCAACCACAAAACACAAAUUUAAAAAAUCAAACUUCCUCAUCAUCUUCAAUUUGGAAUAUACCAUCGGCUUCUUCAUAUACAAAUACAUCUACAAAUAGCUCAUCACAACGUAGAAAUUCAUUAAUUGAUUCAAGUAAUAUAUGGUCAUGUACAAAUCAAAAUACAAGUGGAAGUGCAAGUGCAAACAAUUCUGCAAAUAUUUGGUCAAAAAAUAGUUCAAAUAAUAUUUCGCCACCAGGAGUUGCAUUUGAAAAUUAUACAUCGGUAAAUAAUCAACAACAACAACAACAACUUAGAUCUUCAUCAAUUACUGAUUCUUUAACAAGUCCAUUACCACCUCAAACUUUUGAAGAAUCUUUACAACAACAAUCUGGAGAUUUAUUAUUAUCAUCACCAAAUCAAUUUAUAGACUCCGCAAGAAGACAUUCAUAUACUGAUGGGUUUUCAACUACAAAUUCAACUUUAACUGCUGGCAGUUUAAGUAAUGGCGGUUCAUUAUUAUUAAGUGAUAAAAAUAUUUUACAAAUGGUUGAUGAUUAUUUUGAAACUGAUCCUCAUGAACGUGUCAAGGUUACUAUGCAAUUAUUAAAUGAUAGAUUUUUUGAUGAAGAAAAGUUUUUAAAUGAUGCUUUUCAGUUACCUAAAUUUCCAAUUGAAUCAUCAUUAAGAAAUUAUCAAUUAAUUUUAGUUGGUUUUAAAGCUGGUAGAAUUGAUGUAUUUUAUUUACCAACAAGUAAUACAACAACAACAACCACCACCACCACGACCACCACUAUUGGUUCAGAUUUAUCAAAAUUAAAAGUUGGAGAUUUAGUCAUUGUUGAAGCUGACCGUGGUAGAGAUUUAGGUAAGGUUUUCAAGAUGAAUGUAUCAAUUGAUGAAGCAAGAUUAUUAAAAUUGUUACAAUUUCAAGAACAACAAGCUGCUUUAAAUGAACAUGUUGAUAAUAAUAUUAUUGAUGAUUUAUCAGUUAAACAAAUAAGUCAAGAUCCAUCAUUAAUUACAAGUCAUGCUGCUGCUGCUGCUGCUGCUGCUGCAUCAUCAUCAGUUUCACCACCAACUUUACACUUCCCCAAAUCUGUUUUAUCAUUGGCUCAACCAAAUGAAAUUUUUCAAAUUUUAAAUAAAAAACAAGAUGAAGAAAAAGCAUGUAGAUUGUGUCUUGCAAAAAUUUCAAAUGCAACAAAUUCAUGUAUUUUAGGAGCUCCAACUUCACCAGCUACACAAGAUUUAUUACAAAUGAAGUUGAUUGAUGCAGAAUAUCAAUUUGAUAGAAAGAAGUUAAUUUUUUAUUAUUCAACAUCAAAAAGGAUAGAUUUUAGAGAUUUAGUACGUGAAUUAUUUAGAAUUUAUAAAACUAGAAUUUGGAUGUGUGCAGUUAUUGGAUUACCUUAUCAAAUUACUAGUAAUUCAAGAAAAAAUUCUAGUCCAAUUAAUAAUACAAAUAUAAAUACAACAAGUGCAAAUACAUCUGCAAAUAUUAAUCCAUUUAUUCCACAACAACAGCAACAACAACAACAACAACAACAAAAUUUAAGAAGAUUUAGAUAUCAACAACCUCCACAAUUACAACCACAAUGGAAUUUUCAAUUUAAUCAACAACAAGAUGUUAUACCAAGGGCAUUACCAAAUUUUCAACCAAGUAUGAAUAUGAAUAUGAAUAGUAAUACAUUUGUUCCAGCUAAACAACAAUUGCAACUUCAUCAACAACAACAAACAUUUUCCAAUUUUAAACAAAUUUCAUCUCCACAAUUAUCACCGCUGGAAAUUCAAUUUAGAAAAGAUUCAAAUUCAAGAUCUAAUUCUCAUUCAAAUUCACCAAAGAAUGUCAAUAAUGAUGAAAAUGUAGAUGAUGGUGAAAAGGAGGAAUCUUCAUUUAUGUUGAAAUCUUUAGUUGAUUCAAUUAAUCAUUAA
Insectozyma verbasci is the source of this 2178-nucleotide messenger RNA. Lineage: Eukaryota; Fungi; Ascomycota; Pichiomycetes; Serinales; Debaryomycetaceae. The record is from the annotation of a GenBank genome assembly.